GCACAUCGAUUGAUAGCGGACCCAAAUGGCGUUGGCCGUUGCGGGUCACAUUCACAAUCUUUGUGAGUUGCGACGGCGGCCGGCGGCGACCCCUCCAACUCCCACCUUGGUAUCGCCGCUGCUGCGCCGUUAUCACCGUCGCAGCCAUGAGACCUCUCCUUACCCGCCUCUUCACCUCCACUCACAUUGCCAUGGCCUCCUCUUCCUUCUCUUCCUCUCCGUCUCGGCGGUUGGCCCAUCUCACACGCCAUCUCGCCUCCUCUUCUUCCAGCGAGCUCUCCUCAGUGGGCGCCCCUGCCGCGGCCGCCGCAGAUGCCGUCCCCGCGAAAACCCCACGCUCGGCCCCCUCCAAGGUCCACGCCGCGGUGCUGGUCUGCCUCUUCGAGGACCCUAGCAGCGGGCCACGGGUCCUGCUUACAAAGCGCGCUUCCUCCCUCUCCUCCCACUCCGGGGAGGUGUCGUUACCCGGAGGGAAGGUGGAGGAUGGGGACGCAGAUCCGAAGGCCACAGCUCUACGGGAGGCGAAGGAGGAGAUUGGACUGGACCCGGCCCUUGUUAAUGUUGUCACAGUUCUUGAGCCUUUCUUAUCAAAGAACGGCCUCAACGUUGUUCCUGUAAUUGGCAUGAUCUCAGAUAAAGCCCUAUUCAAGCCUGUCUUAAAUAAAGCUGAAGUGGAGGACAUCUUUGAUGCACCUCUGGAGAUGUUUCUAAAGGACGACCACCGGAGAACAAAACAAAUGAGUUGGAUGGGCAUAGAUAUCCCUGUCCAGUUUUUCGACUACGAGGCAGAUGGCAAAAGGUUUGUGAUUUGGGGCUUAACUGCACACAUCGUGACGCGUGCGGCGGCAGUCAUUUUUGGGAGGAAACCAUCAUUUGACGAACUUCCCAGACCCAAAUAUGCAAGUGCACCUGUUGCUGGCACUAACGAGUCAAAACCCUGAUGCAGCAUAAUCUGGAUGUAAGGGGCUGUUUUGGUUCGGAUCUUGGUGCGUGAACCUUGUUUGGUUGUAGAAUUAUGUUUCCCACUAAGUGAUAGCUGGGGAAGGUACCUAGAUUUGCUUGGUAUAUUUAUCUACAGAAUAUAGAUAGAUGUAAAAUGUAUUUUGAGUAUAGCACAGCAAAUAAUAUUGAAACAUUUGCCUGUCUCAUUUUGAGGUUCAGGCCUGGCGCUGCAUUGUAAGAGGAAAUGUACAGUAAACUCCAGAAAAUAUACUUAUGCCACACUGUAGAAAUUGAAGCUUGUGAUGGCUAUCAUGGUAGAAGA
Molecule: messenger RNA, 1264 nt
Organism: Sorghum bicolor (sorghum)
Lineage: Eukaryota; Viridiplantae; Streptophyta; Magnoliopsida; Poales; Poaceae
Product: nudix hydrolase 15, mitochondrial
Exons: 4
Coding region: 147-941 (264 amino acids)
Biological process (GO): coenzyme A catabolic process
Molecular function (GO): acetyl-CoA hydrolase activity; coenzyme A diphosphatase activity
Source: RefSeq, a predicted model, not a curated record